This is a messenger RNA of Salmo salar (Atlantic salmon), 3263 nucleotides long. RefSeq names its product tudor domain containing 5 (gene tdrd5). The record is from RefSeq and is a predicted model, not a curated record. NCBI's taxonomy places the organism in Eukaryota, Metazoa, Chordata, Actinopteri, Salmoniformes, Salmonidae.
AUGAUUUUGGAAGCGAUUUUGUCUGUAUUUGCUCGCCAUACUUGCACGCCUGAUUUUCGCUGCCUGAUUCCAGAAAAUGUGUCUUAAACUUCAGACGAGUACCGUGGAAUAAAUUGACAGACUGAUUGACCUCCUGUAGGAAAGGUUGGUCUUCACGAGUUGCUAGUUCUCACAGAAUGACCCAGGAGCAGUUGCUCUCGAGCCUGAAGAAGGAUGUGCGCUCCCUGCUCAUCUCAGCCAAGCAGGGCCUGACCCCAGAUCAGCUGAAGAGAGACUACAUCAACAUGCUGGGCCACCCCAUGCCCCUGAGGAUCCUUGGCUUCCGCAAUGUACUGGACAUGAUCCGCGAGAUGCCCGAUGUGGUGUAUGUUCUCUAUCUGGGAGAUGGCAGCAUAGUGUUGAAGGCGGUGGCUGAUGACGCCACCAGAGGCAUCGUGGAGUUGGUGGCUAAGCAGCGCAGUGCCAAGAAGGCCCCUGCUCAGCGUGGUGGUGUGGGCUUCUUCUCCCCACGCUACCAGCAUCACAACCCCAUGGUCCUGCCGCGGCGUGGCCACGCACCCCCGGCCCUGCCGGCUCAGCUCCGGGCCCAGCUCCACCAGCUGCUCUCCCAUGGGGCCGUGGGUCUAUCGGAGCUGGAGACAGCCUUCGCCCGCCGCUUUGGCUUCCCUUUACGUGUCAACAACUACGGCUUCUAUUCCAUCGCCGAGAUGCUGGCAGCGGCCGCCGACCUGGUGGCAGUCACACAAAGCAGGAUGGGCUCCCAGCUGUCCCUCAGGGGGGCAGUGGUGGCAUCGCGGAUGAGGACUGGACCCAUAAAGCCGUUAUUCCCAUUGAAGCAGACCAUCCAAACUGUUCCUAUCGUAAGGCAGAUGACCCAGACAAACUCAGUCCCAGUAGAAAGACACACUACAGAGUCCAGUACUCCGAAUCCAGUGUCCAGUACCCAGAAUCUUGUAGUACCAGCGCCACUCCCUGAGGCUGCAGUCCUUAACAGCCCAGAGGCGGACCAGGGCUCUCUGCCAAUGGAUUACACAACACCACAGCCAGAACCAGAACCCACGCAGGAUGGACAACUGUUUCAGAAGUGUGUCAUCAAGCUGGAGGAGGAGCUUAGGCAGCGUAUUCUGGAGAACGGGCAUGCGGGCACAGUCAGUCCAGAACUAAAGGCCAAGCUUCGCCAGGUUGUAGCCCAAAACAGUGAGGGACUAUCCGUCCACGAUCUCCCUGCAGAAUUCAAGAGGGUGUUUGGGGAGGAGCUGCCGGUGGUCCAGAGUGGCUUCCUGAGUACCACGGAGAUGGUGGGCGCCCUGAGCGACACGCUCUACCUGCGGCCCGUGGCGGGCGACGAGGGCAACCACUGGGUGGUCAUGGACAUCCAGAAUGCCCCUGGACACACAACGCUUCAACAACCAGGAACGGCGGAGCCCGACGGCCCCGAUGAGGGUGUCAAGGCUCUGAACCCGUCAGGUACGGGCUACUACUUCAGCUGUGGGGAGUCUCCCUGGGAGGGAGAGGGAGGCGAGACCAAGCCCAACUUGGAGGAAGACAUGGAGCUCCGCAUCACCACCAAGACCUUCUACCAGAUGGUGGAUAUGUACGGCUCGUUGCCGGUGCGUUGUCGGCAUGGGGCGGUGAUUCCCCCGGACGCCAUGCGGGGCCAGAGGCUGAGGGCCCCCACGUGCAGGGGCCCUCGGGAGCUGGUGGCCGUGCUGGUGGAGCAUGUGGAGUCACCCUCGAACUUCUACAUCCGCUUUGAUGAGAGCCAGGAGGCCCGCGCCCUGGAGAACAUGAUGAUUGAGAUGAGGAGCUGCUACACCUGUCCCGAGGUGUCGGAGCGUUACCGUCUGCCGGGGCGCUACGUGCGUACGGGCCAGGUGUGCUGCGUGGCGCCCCAGGGCAUCUGGUUCUACCGCGUGGUGGUUCACCGUGUACUCAACGACACCCAUGCAGAGGUCUACUACGUGGACUUUGGAGACCUUACCACUGUCCAGAGGAGCAGCCUCAACUUCCUCAAGUCUUGUUACUCAGAGCUCCCAGCACAAGCAGUCCCGUCAUCGCUGGCUGGAAUCAAGCCUUUCGGUGGCAGCUGGAGUGCCAACGCCAAGACCUCCUUCCAGAAGCUAUGUUGUGACCGUACCCUGGUGGCAGCCCUGCAUGGCUACCACGCCGACUUCCUGCAGCUCUUUCUGUGCGACACGCACACCGAGGAGGACGUGUACAUCCACAGCGCCCUGCAGGCCCAGGGCCAUGGGCUCUGCUGCGCCCCCGCCGUCAGCGCAGCGUUGUGUAACCAGUUCAACCCAGUGAGCCUCUAUCUGGGCGAAGGCGUGUUUGGCGUGGGAAUGGAAAUGGAGGACGAGGACCCCACCCUGGAGCCUUGCCACGAAGCCACCACCAUCACUUCCCAGCACAACAUCACCCAACCCCUGCCCAAGAGCUCCCCUUGCCCCACUCACACGACCCCUAACCUUGUGGGCGGGAACAAAACCAACAAAGAGGAAGUUCUGCCUGACCUCCCGGCACUGGAGUUCAUCGAGGUCACAGAGGUCAACUCCACAGCCCAGGGGGGCCUGAAUGCCAACCCGUUUGCAGCUCUGCAGACUAAGGACCCGCUGCUGCUGUGCUGUAGUGACUGGGACCAGGGCUGGACACCCAACGCCCCUGCCCCCACCCCAGAGGUGGUACAGCCCAAGGCAGACCUGGGUAACCAUGGAGACAAAGCUAAGGUGUUUCAGCCCCCCCCUCCUUCGCCUAGUGCCGGUGAGCUGAAGCAACCAUGCUAUGUAAAUGCAGGGGCGGUGCCCCCGGUGUCCCUCAUACCCGCGGUGCCCCCGGUGUCCCUCAUACCUGCUGUGCCCCCGGUGUCCCUCAUACCCGCGGUGCCCCCGGUGUCCCUCAUACCCGUGGUGCCCCCCCAGCCCUCCACUCUGAAAACCCUGAGCCUCCAUACCCCCGGAUUGACGCAGACCCAGAGUGCCCCAUACGGUACAUCCAUGUUCCCUCUAUUUGGGACAGGGGACAUGCUGCGUGUCACCUCGCCCUUUGCCCUGGGCCCGGCCGCCCGUCUGGCUACCGGCACGGGUUCCCACCUCCUCAACUGGUACCCUCACAAAAUGGCCUGAACACACACGCACACGCACACACACACAUACACUUCCUCAAUGCACAGCUGGUCAAACCAGCAUGAUCCUACUUUGUGCAGACAUGAUCCUUACCUGUUAGACUGUUAGCUACCUACAGUCAGUCCAUGAUCCUUACCUGUU